This is a messenger RNA of Haliotis rubra (blacklip abalone), 498 nucleotides long. RefSeq names its product calpain-9-like. The coding region runs from base 1 to 498 and encodes 165 amino acids. The transcript has 6 exons. Gene Ontology annotation, molecular function: calcium-dependent cysteine-type endopeptidase activity. NCBI's taxonomy places the organism in Eukaryota, Metazoa, Mollusca, Gastropoda, Lepetellida, Haliotidae. The record is from RefSeq and is a predicted model, not a curated record. Gene Ontology annotation, cellular component: cytoplasm. Gene Ontology annotation, biological process: proteolysis.
AUGAGGCUCCACGGAUCCUACAGCGUUGUUGAAGGGGGUUGGCCAAGCGACGCCUACCUGUCCCUGACCGGAGGGGUGGCAGAGACGAUAGACUUUGCUACCUACAACGACCACCCUUACGACCUUUUCCGGCGAAUAGCGAAUGCGUUUGGCAGUGGUGGCCUGGCAGACGAAGAUAACAUGGGACUGGUUAGAGCGCAUGCUUACUCCCUGACCGGCGCUGAAGUGGUAAUGCGACAUGACGGCGAAAUGAUCCCUCUGGUCAGAAUUCGUAAUCCACAUGGCCAUCAGAGCGAGGAGUGGCAUGGAAAAUGGAGUGACAGGAGUGAUGAGUGGUCGACCCUCCAGAUGGGCAACAACCUUCACCAUGACAAUGAAGAUGGCGAGUUCUGGAUGAAUAUGGAUGAUUUCAUCAGAUACUUUGAUCAGACAACAAUCUGUUCCCUGACCCCGGACUUUGACAUAGACGGCCGAUCCGACCCAUUAAGACAUUCCUGA